Eruca vesicaria subsp. sativa (arugula) is the source of this 1257-nucleotide messenger RNA. The record is from the annotation of a GenBank genome assembly. Lineage: Eukaryota; Viridiplantae; Streptophyta; Magnoliopsida; Brassicales; Brassicaceae.
AUGGGAUAUUUGAAUUCUGUGUUGACAUCUUCGAGUCAGGUUCACGCUGAUGAUGGACCUGUUAGUGGCGGCGGCCUCAGUCAGAAUGGGAAGUUCAGUUAUGGAUACGCAAGCUCUCCUGGUAAAAGAUCUUCCAUGGAGGACUUUUAUGAGACUCGGAUCGAUGGCGUUCAUGGCGAAAUCGUUGGUCUUUUUGGUGUCUUUGAUGGGCAUGGAGGUGCGCGUGCUGCUGAAUAUGUGAAGCAAAAUUUAUUCAGUAACCUGAUCAGGCAUCCGAAGUUUAUCUCUGACACUACUGCAGCAAUAGCUGAUGCGUACAGCCAAACAGACUCAGAGUUUCUUAAGUCAGAAAAUAGUCAGAACAGAGAUGCUGGUUCAACGGCCUCAACAGCCAUCUUGGUUGGUGACCGUUUACUUGUUGCAAAUGUAGGGGACUCUAGAGCUGUCAUAUGCAGAGGUGGCAAUGCUAUUGCUGUAUCCCGAGAUCACAAGCCUGACCAAAGUGAUGAGCGCCAAAGAAUUGAAGAUGCGGGAGGAUUUGUCAUGUGGGCUGGUAAGAAAACGUUUAAGGAAACCUUUCUUAUUACAUACGUUUAUAUCGUCUACUUAAUUGGUGUAAUGCUAAAAGGAACAUGGAGAGUUGGAGGAGUUCUUGCUGUUUCUCGUGCAUUUGGCGAUAGGUUAUUGAAGCAGUACGUUGUUGCUGAUCCGGAGAUACAGGAGGAAAAAGUUGAUAGCUCUCUCGAGUUUCUCAUUCUUGCAAGUGAUGGUCUCUGGGAUGUUGUAUCUAAUGAGGAAGCCGUAGGCAUGGUCAAGACGAUAGAAGAUCCUGAGGAAGGUGCAAAGAGACUGAUGAUGGAAGCUUACCAAAGAGGAAGUGCAGACAACAUAACUUGUGUCGUCGUACGAUUCUUUUCUGACCAGACAGGAGCAGUAGGUACCAGCAGCAACAGUAUUCCAAUCGAUCAUGGUAUUGUACAAGACAGAAGCUCCAGUGACCCAUCAACCUAGUUCUAAUAUUGGUAACGUACCUUUGGGUUUCUCAAUUUCAAAAUUCACCCAAAGAAACAGAUGAAUGUGGAAGGUUAUAUAUUGUUUUAAAAAGGUCGAGGAUAUAGACAAAACUACUUUGCACGAACGUGUUUUUUUCUUGUCUCGUGUCACUUUUGUUUGUUGUUAUACAUUGGGUACUUGGCUAUGUAAAGAAACAUCGAACAUAUCUGUGGAUUUGAGUUUCAUCUCCAGAAACGUUACUUA